Lineus longissimus is the source of this 2565-nucleotide messenger RNA. Its product is annotated as coiled-coil domain-containing protein 92-like. The record is from RefSeq and is a predicted model, not a curated record. The transcript is spliced from 4 exons. The coding region runs from base 162 to 1070 and encodes 302 amino acids. Lineage: Eukaryota; Metazoa; Nemertea; Pilidiophora; Heteronemertea; Lineidae.
AUGCAGCAUAUUAUUUUCGUUGUGAAGGGGGACGGAUUCCACUAAAAUCGAUCAUUAUAUCACUGUUUUCUACAAAUGUGAUUUAGUUUUUUUGUAAAAACAUGCAACACUAAAAUGUCUUUGCUUUAAACAUACCGGAGAAGCUGCUCCUUUCUGCAAGGAUGGCGACACAGGCAGAAAUAAAGCAGAGGAACUUGGAGAGUUCCAUUCUGUAUCUCCAGCAGGAACAUAGCACCACUUUGAAAGGUCUCCAUGAAGAAAUACAACUGUUACAAAAGAAAAAUUCAGAGUUGACGUUCCAGGUUGCUAUGUUCUCUACUUCAACAUCAGAAGAAGGUGCAUUGCGAAAAAAGGUGGAAAUUUUGCAACAUGACUUGAAGGAUCUCAAAGUUAGUAAUAAUGAAUAUGAUGAACAACUCACAAAAAAGGACCGUAAGAUCUCAGUUCUGGAGCAGCAACUUCGUGCACAGGAAAAGAAAUUUGCUGAUGAACUCAAAACAUUCAAGUCUCGAUUUAAAUCGGCUCAUGCUGAACUGGAUGCAAAAUCAGCCAACAUAGCGCAGUUGACUCAUCAGCUGCACACAGCUAGGAAGGAACUGAUGCUGAGAGAGUCACAAAGUCCCGAUCUUCUAGUUCAUCAGCCUGCACCACCAAAAGAGUCCGCGCCUCGCUCAGGAAUUGGCAGAAGAAUACGAAAAAAUAUCAUAUCUGCUGACUUUCAGGACAAACGUCCACAUUCUAGUAGUUCCAGUGGAUCAAGUUCACGUGAUUUACUUGAGCCCGUACUGCAUCCUCCACCUGAUCCAACACCAUUCCUUCCACGUAGAUCUUCAGGUCCGAAAGAUCUUGCCGUCCACAUAAAAAAGAAACAGGAUCCCCUUCCUCCAAUAUUGCCUCACACUCUCAGUGCUGAACAUUCUAAGUCAAACUUGCGCCACCAUGCUCUUGGUCGUGUGAAGCUUACCACGGACCCUAGGGGGAAGGAUCAUGUUGUUAAGUUAGCUGUUGAUCAUAUGCCGGGGUCUGAUGUGUGGCGGCAGGCAGAAUCCAAGAGUGCUGAGAACAGGUGAAAGGUGCUGUCAUUGCUAAGACCAAGUGCUGUUGAAAAAAUUAUUUUCUGGAUUAAAAAACAUUCCAAACUAUUUGUCAGUUGUGUCAACCUGUGCUUUGAAUUGUUUUUGAUUGUGGAAAAAAAUUAUGUUGCUGAGUGUUUUCAAAGUAAUUUGCAUAAUACAUGUAUUUAAUACAUGUACAUCAUGUUGUGAUAACUGUUUCGACUGCUGUUACCAUUUCUUUGACGUCAUGUUGUUGUUGAAAAUUUUUUUUCAUCCAUCCCGUCUACAAGGUACUGUUGCAAUUGAUUGUAAAUUUGUGUAUGAUUUCCUGUAGUGUGAAUUUCGGUGUACAAUGCACUUUGUGGAUACUUGUUAAAAAAUGGCAGUCAAGAAGUGUCAAAGUGCCGAAUGAUUCAUGCUUGAUUUGACAGUUAGUCUGCACCAAGGCCGAUUUAUUAAGGUCGCGCUGCCGGCAGAGCGAGUCACACAAUGAAGAGGGAUAAUUCUUCUGUGCUAAACAUUUUUCUGAUCUACCUUUAUUAGGUUUUCUUUGUAUCCUUCACCACAUGACGUGAAGUGGUCAAAAUGUGAGCACUUAAAUUUAAUAAAUAUUGAAUCCUGAUAUUUCUUAACUUAGAUUUUGAUUUAUACUACAUCGUUGUAUUUUAAAAGCCCUUGGGUCUGUGUCUUUUUGCAGAUGCAAAUGUACUUAGUUUGUCUUUUUUUCGAAUUUGGAAAGAUGGCACAUUGUUUUUUUUAACGUUCUGUGAUGAUAAGAAUAUGAUCAAUACAAUUGAUGUAAUGUGUUUUUCUGUAAAGAUUUUAUGUAAAUGUUUUAAUUUAAGAGCAGAUAUUUCUCUUUGUCUCGACUGUCAUUUCACAUCAUGCAACAACUUGGCCUAAGCUCACCUCAUACCAUAUUUUAUUGGUCUGUCAUCAUACUGGUAUGAAGUACAGUGAUGAUGCAUGUUUGUAUGUGUUGCAGGCUUUUAGUUAAAUGCAUUUUAUCAUGUUAGAAAUAGUACACUGAAAGAAUUUAUGCAUUUAAGAUAAGAGCUGGCUGACCCCUUCAAAACUGCUGGACGUUGUCCAAAUUGUUGUGUUAGUACAAAGGUUACUACAAAACUUUUGAAUCGGAAGUUAUGUUCAUUUGAUAUGUACAUGUAUGUGUAGCUAAGUCCAAUGGAGGGCCGUCCAUUUUAAUACAAUGUACAUCCAAAUGAUUUCUACUGCUCUUUGUACUGUUUAGUCUUGGUCAAGCUUCAGAUUUGCUGACUUCAGAGCUUGUGAAUACCGAGUGUGGGAAUUGUUUCGUCAAUUCUGUGUAGUUCACAUGUCAACUUUGUCAGGCUGCAAAAUGACGUCCUUUCAUUCAUUUUGAGGAACGAAACGAUAAAGCAAUCAUGUUUUCAUUCCAUCUGCAUUAGUUUUUGAUACAGCUGCAUUUUAUCAAGCAAUUUUUUGUGUUGUGAAAGAUUGAUUUUAGUGAAUAAAAUUGAUAACAAAACAA